Pararge aegeria (speckled wood butterfly) is the source of this 1185-nucleotide messenger RNA. Its product is annotated as odorant receptor 49a-like. Bases 1 to 948 code for a protein of 315 amino acids. Gene Ontology annotation, cellular component: plasma membrane. Gene Ontology annotation, biological process: detection of chemical stimulus involved in sensory perception of smell; sensory perception of smell. The record is from RefSeq and is a predicted model, not a curated record. Lineage: Eukaryota; Metazoa; Arthropoda; Insecta; Lepidoptera; Nymphalidae. The transcript has 8 exons. Gene Ontology annotation, molecular function: olfactory receptor activity; odorant binding.
AUGGUCAAGAUGUUCGUAUUGGUACUCAAAAGAAACGAAAUAGAACAAGUGAUCCUUGAAAUAGGAAAACUGUGGCACGUUGAUAACGAAAACAGUCAGCAAAAUGAGGAAAUGAACUUUUGGAUACGCCCUUUGUUUGGUACUGUUACGCUGACGAUCAUGGUUUUCACACUCGUCCCCUUGGCAAUAACAAUAUACGGGUGUUACACCAAAAACGAAGCGGAAUACAAAUUUAUAUUAGAGAUGUAUUUUUUCAACCAGAUAGAUUCUCACUUCAAAUAUUUAAUGGCAAUAGUAUUUCAAAUAGUAAUGUGCAUCCUAUGUCAAAUGUGCAUAGCCGUGCCGUGUGAUUACCUACUGCUUGAUCUAUCGUGUGACCUAGCUGCCUUGAUAAGAAUGGUUCAAAUAGACUUGCUUAGUCUAAAGGGCACUGCUAAUUUGGAAAAUUUAAAUAUUGGCGAUGUUAAUUCUGAAGAUAUUAAGAGUAUUGUAAAAAAACAUCAAAUUUUAUUGAGUCUCACGGAACGAUUAAACAACAUUUUCAAGGAGGUUAUUUUUUCUCAAGUAUACUUAUCAUCGGUGGUCAUUUGCUGUUAUUUAUUUACGGCAAUGUUUCAGAUGUCAAAAUAUGGUGUAGUCUCUAGUUUGGGAGAUUUAGUCGCCUCCAUGGAUAUCUUAGCGAAGACAUUUGUUUUGGCAGUACCUGGCCAAAUCAUCGCUGAUAUGAGCUCCGGUGUAGCAGAUGCAGCAUACCAGAGUCUUUGGUACGAAAGAAGUAACAAAUUUCGAAAAUUUAUUGCUAUAUUGAUAGCAAGAGCUCAAAAGCCUUCCUAUUUGUCAGCUUUAGGAUUUUCGAAUUUAUCUCUUGUAAUGUUUUCUAAGGUAGCCAGCACAUCUUGGUCAUAUCUUUCGUUACUGAAUCAAAUGUCCGAAAAUUUCGACGUCUGAAACAUCUUAGGUACCUAACUACCACUUCUUCAAGUCCGAACAAACCUUAAAAGCACCUAAAUGCACUUUUAAAAGUAAUAGAUAAUAUAAAUUCUAGAGGUCAGAAGGAUUAAGUAGGCUCGCAGAUAUUUUGUUCACUGCACAAUAGGUGAACCGCUGUAUGUAUAAAAAAAUCCGUUGGGCUCUUGGAAUCCAAUUUAGCAUCUUCACUAUAAUUUUGUGACCGCCUUAAUAAUU